Messenger RNA from Mytilinidion resinicola, 1395 nucleotides. RefSeq lists its product as uncharacterized. The transcript has 2 exons. Bases 238 to 1068 code for a protein of 276 amino acids. Lineage: Eukaryota; Fungi; Ascomycota; Dothideomycetes; Mytilinidiales; Mytilinidiaceae. The record is from RefSeq and is a predicted model, not a curated record.
UCAAAUCCCUGCGAGGGGUACAAAAACCUCCAGAAACUCAAGGUCAUCGACUUUCCUAGGAAUCCCCGCAGAGCUCCGGAACGAAAAUCAUGGCCUCGUUCUCGGACAAAAAUUCGUGCAUGUAGAAACGUAUUGCGAGGCAUGCUCCGAUUCGGAAUAUAACCGCGGUAACGUUAGAUACAAAUACUGGCACCAUGCGUGGAAGAUGAAUAUGAGGCUAAAGCUCAAGCGGCGUGGAUGCGUGACACGACCAUGGACAAGGCGUUUUGGAUGAAUAGCAUGAGCGAGACCGAUACUAAGAUUUUCAAGGACAAGAUCCAAAACCCUCAAGUUCGUCACCAGGAGUGUUGGAGAGAUGCUUCUAAGGAUCUGGGGCUAGAUAAUCCUCUAUUCCAUGCAUGCCGACAGACCUACGAAGAGACACAGUCGCUGCCAUACAAAUCCUACACGUUCUCGUUUAGGCUUGCGACGUCGCUGGAAAGGUGGCUCACAGAACUCUCGUCAUGGCAGCGAAUGGACAUCAGGAAACUUCACAUGGAAUGGGCCGCUGAACACGCAGAGAAUUAUUCAACGGGGACAUAUGAUUGGGACCGUGUCGGGAGCUCUCAGGUGACGGAGUGUCUCUCCAGAUGCACCACUCUUCACUUGUCACUCGAACUUCACGCCUUUUUGCCUGGCACUGUUAGUCCCGAACACUUCGAUAACCUUUUCAAACUACGAGCACUGGCUUUGAAAGAAGUCACCAUAAUUAUCAAGCCCAUCUUUCGCCCUAAAUACUACGCCCUUCGAGAUACGCGAGACGGCACUCGCUGGCAGAGUUGUUCUCAGCCUGAAUUGAUUAUGGAUCUUUUCUCGAACAGGAUGGUCCCAAUAAGCAAGUACCAACGACUUGCUCUACUAGACAUUGCGCUUCUUGAUGAGGACAGAGAGCAACUCAUGACACUCCAUGAUACACAGUUCCUUAUCGAAAUCGUAAGGGCCUCUGAUAAUGUAAUAGAGCAUCUUGGUGUUCAAGGAAUGAAAGAUCUGGCCACACUCAUGUCUAAAAACUUGCUCUCAAACUGGUGAUUGAGCUAAACGUUAUCGCAGAAUUCGAUCUAAGACGUCGAAGUAAUAGCGGUCGAGUAGUCGAUGUUCUUCUAGUCUAGAGAAGGUCAUCGCUUAGUAGGAAGUUGAACUUAGUAGGAAGUUGAAGAUACAAACAAAGGUGGUAGAUGAUCAUUCCAAGACAAAUCGCAUCACGAUGGAACACCAACCCUCUAAGGAAUGAAUUCCCAUCAUCUUACAUGAACAUGUUCUAUACUUACCUCACCUCUACAUUUCCAUCUACACCUCAUGCAAUCUCACUCGGUCCCCUCAUUUCUUCCCCACGCCCAAGAAAUACCCUCUCAAUGG